Molecule: messenger RNA, 2681 nt
Organism: Schistosoma bovis
Lineage: Eukaryota; Metazoa; Platyhelminthes; Trematoda; Strigeidida; Schistosomatidae
Source: the annotation of a GenBank genome assembly
ACUAGAAAAGGAAUAACAUAGGCCACAGGCUUUCUGUUCUUAUUACACAGUUCUGAAAAUCUGAAUCUACCUGAACUUCGCAUUCCUCUUCAAAAUAGGAGCGCGCAGUUUGUGACUUUGCGCCUUGUUGGUUUGCUAAUCGCUAAGAUGGUGGAUGGGGAUAUUACGCCAGAGGAUAAGGCUACUAUAUGUGCUAGAUUGGUUUUACUUGCACCGCCCUGUGAAUUUAAUGAAGUAUUAGAUGAUAUCCGUUGUUUCGUUGGUGAUGACCAUCAUAUUCAUGAGAAGCUAGCAGCAUCAGUGGCACAGUAUAACAAGGACCAAAUGAUCCAUGUGAAGUUACCAAAUUGCGAGUAUCCGACUCUGAUUACUGCAUACGCAGACUUGGGGGAUGGAUAUUUUAUGUGUCCUAGAUCGCAGUUGACAUUUCAUUUUGACCAUCUCAAGCAGACAGUCAGUGAUGUUAAAAGUUUUGACAAGAGUAGCUUUGAUAAUAUAGACUGUGAUCUGGAGAGUUGGAGGCGUGCCUUAGAAGAUAGCGCUACUGUCUAUGUAAACGAACAUUUCCCUGAUGGAGCUGUCGAAGUUUACGCUCUGAGGUCGAAUGAUAGUGCACGCUGUCUCGUUAUGUGCAUUGAAUCUCACUUCAGCAAACAUCAAUCUUUCUAUAAAUUUCUAGUCAUUUAGUUACUGUUACCACUCUUUACGAAGUAUAUCAGUUCUGAAUUCAGUGCUUUAAUCUUAACAUUGGCUUAAAUGACACCUGACGGUACAGUACGUUCUUGUUUGAUAUCCUUACAAAACCAUAAACUGAAUAAUGAAUUCUUUUGUUUUCCUAACCCAAUUAGAUAACCAAAUUGAUAAAACCUAGUGCUUUGCCAAGGCACGACGGUAGAUUUUCGUGAUGAACACUUGAUAUUUGGUGUUAAGUUUAACAACAUCUGAAAAUAUUCUUCUACCCCUUUAGUCCUAUUUCUAACGUCUGGAUUUCCUCAUAUAUUUACUGUUCAUCAUUACUUGACAUAUCUCCAGUGUUAAUCAUUCUAGUUAAAUAAGUACGAUAGUCAGCCUUUUAAAACUACCUUCCAACAUGGCCUCCGUAAAAUCUUACCAAAGGCCCAUACUUUAUGACUUAUCUGACCCCGAGUGCUCUGGUACGUCUAAGAGUAGUGAGUCAGCUCCCUCCCAAAUACUCUCACAUCAUCACACGUAUACAGCAACUGUCAGGGAAUUCCUACUCACUGCCUUCUCGGGACAGGUUUUUUUAAGAGGACGAAAAGCGGACUUCCGGCGCUUUAACCGGGAUCGUGGAUACGAAGGGGAGUUAGAAAACCCUCAUUCCAAACCACUGGUACACAUGGGCUUCAGGAUCCUAAGAAAACAAAUGACAUCCGAAGUCGUGAAUUUUGUGCAUGUUGUAUUUUCUGUAUGAUCAUUCUGCAUAAAUUUACGUCGUUUUAUGGUAAUAAUGCAUUUUUAUUCACCAGGUUUUGGUUGACCAGUCUCAGUACUCAAUGGUUCACUACUCAGAAAUGUUAUUGUAGAGUGCAUUAUUGGCUCUCAUACAUUGGAGUUUAGGUUUUGACCUAGUACGGAAGUUUGCACUGCACUCCUUAUUAGUUAUUUAUGGUGAUUCGUACGAACUUUACGAAGCGGUGUUUCGUUCUACUAUUAAAAGUUGACUUUUUUGCAUUGCUGUCGAAGUUUGUGCUCCUAUUUAUCCGGUCAUUUGUAAUCAUUGUGGAGCCUGGCAUACAUCAACCCGUUGCUACACUGUCAGUAUAACGAGAUGAAAUUAGGAAAAUGAAUACAAAGGUAGUAGAAUUAUCACUGGUAAUAAUAAGAAUACACAUUGAAAACAUGAUUCGAGCAUAACGAACUAAUUCGCGAGACAAAAGGUGUGUAAUGAUUUUGAAUCUCAAGAUCUAGGGGAUGAUAAAGUGAAUGCGCCUGUGCCAUGGUGACCAAAGCAAAACGAUGUUAGCCACUAAUCGCGGUUAUCGUGUGGUCCCAAACACGUAAUUUGAAUCUACCAGAAAGGCUCAGACCAAGUCAUGAACUGAUGUUAUUUCAUGGUUUGACCCCAAGCUCUCCCUUACGUGAGUUGGAAUUGCGCUUUAAUAUAGGAUGUGGUUGACAUACUUAACAUGUUGCAACCGCGUCAGAUUCACAACCCCAUCAACUAGUUUUCCAUCUGUGUGAUUAUUAGAAGUCACUAGUCAUUCGGUAUUUAGUCUUUUUCGUAAUUAAAUAAUAUUUUAUUACUUAGUGAUUGUCAAAUGUUCGUAGUUAUAAGUCAUAAUCGCGAUAUGCAUGUAUCUUAUUUUGCGUCAACUUGUAGAACUGGACGAUGGCGAUCAGAAUGGACUUUCAAGCUAGUUGGACAGAAAUCGAUGGAGUUUUCGGUUCAUGGUGUUAUUAAAGUUCAGGUUUGUGAAUAUUUGUGUUUGGAUUGUAAACUGGGUUCUACUGUUUUUAUUGUCUGGAACCUUGUAAAAACUGAUAUGGCUUUCAAAUUUUCUAUUAUUGACUGAAUAAUUGACUGAGAACUUGAAGAUAAUGGGUAUCAAUGUGCAUUGUGUCCAUAUUUAUAGUUUGGGUAUUAUUUUAUAAUUCGUAUGAUUUUUUUGUGUUCUCAACAGCCAAAAGCGUGUUUGUAGAGGAAACGUCAUUUGUUCUUG